AUGGGUGGUAUUAGAGACAAGAAAGUGCAAUACUUUGCCAAAUUAAGAGAAUUAUUAGAAGAAUACAAAUCAAUCUUCAUCGUUGGUGUCGACAAUGUUUCUUCUCAACAAAUGCAUGAAAUCAGAAAAGCCUUGAGAAACGAUGCUGUUGUUUUGAUGGGUAAGAACACUAUGGUUAGAAGAGCCAUCAGAGGUUUCCUUUCUGAAUUGCCAGACUAUGAAAAAUUGUUGCCAUUUGUUAAAGGUAACGUUGGUUUCAUUUUCACCAAUGCUGACUUGAAAUCCAUCAGAGACACCAUUACCUCUAAUGUUGUCGCUGCUCCAGCUAAAGCCGGUGCCGUUGCUCCAGCUGAUGUCUGGAUUCCAGCCGGUAACACUGGUAUGGAACCAGGUAAGACCUCAUUCUUCCAAGCUUUGGGUGUCCCAACCAAGAUUGCCAGAGGUACCAUUGAAAUUGUUUCCGAUGUCAAGGUUGUUGAAAAAGACGGAAAAGUUGGUCCUUCCGAAGCUACUUUGUUGAACAUGUUGAACAUUUCUCCAUUCACUUAUGGUUUAACUGUUGUUCAAGUUUACGACAAUGGUCAAAUCUUCCCAGCUUCCAUCUUGGACAUCACCGAUGAUGAAUUGAUUAGCCACUUUGUCAGUGCUAUCAACACCAUCGCUUCCAUCUCUUUGGCUGCUGGUUACCCAACCUUGCCAUCAGUUGGUCACUCUUUGAUCAACAACUACAAGAACGUCUUGGCUUUGUCUAUUGCUACUGACUACACUUUCGAAGGUUCAGAAGCUAUCAAGGACAGAUUGGCUAACCCAGAAGCUUACGCUGCUGCUGCUCCAGCUGCUGCCGCCUCAGCCGGUGGUGACGAUGCUCCAGCCGCCGAAGCUGCUGCUGAAGAAGAUGAUGAGCAAUCCGACGAUGACAUGGGUUUCGGUUUAUUCGAUUAA
Molecule: messenger RNA, 942 nt
Organism: Lodderomyces margitis
Lineage: Eukaryota; Fungi; Ascomycota; Pichiomycetes; Serinales; Debaryomycetaceae
Gene: RPP0
Product: 60S ribosomal protein uL10
Exons: 1
Coding region: 1-942 (313 amino acids)
Biological process (GO): ribosome biogenesis; ribosomal large subunit assembly; cytoplasmic translation
Cellular component (GO): cytosolic large ribosomal subunit
Molecular function (GO): large ribosomal subunit rRNA binding; structural constituent of ribosome
Source: RefSeq, a predicted model, not a curated record